CUCUGUUCGUUCAUCAAUGCCCAUGCUGACGUUUCCUGGUCCGAAAGGUACCCAAUCAUAGACUUUGGCUCAGUCUCACCUCGAAGGCUGACGUGAUCCAUGUUGUACAGUGUUAUCUCACAGGAAACUUGCUAGGAAGCGCAUAAUCUUCUUCGGGAGCGACAAGUACAUGGAGUGGGUCUGCUUCCCGAGCUGGAGACAAUUCUAGCGAAUCGAAUAUGCUAUACCUGGCGUCUCUUGUAAUCUUCCACCUCCAUUAUUGCGGAGAUGCCAGUACAAGACAUCCUGAUUUCGGUUGACAAGCUGCCGUAAUGUCACCUCGAGAAAAGUACCUGCUACUGAAGUUUACUCUAGAGGCAUUAUGGAUACUGCCUGUGCCCAAAGUUCCAGACGGUGGAACGGUGCUGGUGGAGAGACAAGACAGACUCUUCGCAGAGGUAAACAUUCUACACGAGAUCGAAAGAAAUUCGGUUCGAAUUUGCGAGUACCGACUGACAAUCCCUGAGUGGGCAAGUCAACCUCUUGUCGGUUCCCACGAACUUCACAGCAGUAGAUCCAGAAUCUUAAGGUUGAUUCGUGUUUUUUCAUCCGAUUAA
Molecule: messenger RNA, 596 nt
Organism: Marchantia polymorpha subsp. ruderalis
Lineage: Eukaryota; Viridiplantae; Streptophyta; Marchantiopsida; Marchantiales; Marchantiaceae
Source: the annotation of a GenBank genome assembly